Messenger RNA from Fraxinus pennsylvanica, 1635 nucleotides. The record is from the annotation of a GenBank genome assembly. Lineage: Eukaryota; Viridiplantae; Streptophyta; Magnoliopsida; Lamiales; Oleaceae.
AUGGAAGAUUCUCAGUCACUCCAUCACUCUCCUCCCGAUAGCUUCAGCAGUCACGCAACAAAUGGCGGAAGCUCCGCCGCAGUCGCCUUUCCCGAUGGCGUCGCCGGCGGAUCGAUUAACGGAGCGAAGUACAGGCUUAUGUCUCCGGCGAAGCUCCCGAUCUCCAGGUCCACUAGUAUUACGAUUCCUCCUGGCCUCAGCCCGACGUCGUUCCUCGAAUCCCCUGUUCUUCUUUCCAACAUUAAGGCAGAGCCUUCUCCAACAACAGGUUCUGUUUUCAAGUCUCAAUUGAUGCAAGGCUCUGGUGGAAGCACAGCAUUGUCGUUGGACAAACAUUGUUCCAGUGGCAAUGCUAUUGACCAAGGAACAUCCAGCAGUUUCGAGUUUAAGUUUCAUUCUGGCUCUAGUUCUGCACUGCGAUUAUCGUCCAUGGGAGUGGCGAUUCCUGCAGGUUUGUACAGGCAGCAGAAUGGACCCCGCAGUCAAGUUCAAGAUCAACUGUUUCCGCAGUCUUCAGUAUCUUCGGCUUUGGUUACAUGUGAGCUUCCAAGCUCAAAAGAUUUGAGAAUAUCUGCACCCACAAGUGUGCCUACUUCAUCAGUUUGUGAUGUUGACGAGUUAAAUCAGGAAGGUCAGUCCAAUUCCUGCAUUCAAGUGUCGUCUACUGAUAAUAAAGAUUGUGUUUCCUUAGUAACGGGCGAGAGAACAUCAGAUGAUGGGUAUAACUGGAGAAAAUAUGGGCAGAAACUUGUUAAAGGAUGUGAAUUUCCUCGAAGUUAUUAUAAAUGUACAUAUCCUAACUGUGAGGUAAGAAAGUUUGUCGAACGUUCUCCUAGUGGAAAGAUAACAAAAAUUGAGUACAAGGGUUCACAUGGUCAUCCAAAUCCUCAACCUGCCCGUCGAUAUAAUCCUGGUGCUCUUAUGUCCAUACAAGAGGACAAAUUGGACAAGGAUUUAUUGUUCAGUAGUCAACAGGAUGAUCCAUUUUCAAAGCGGAGGAAGAAAGAGGAUGAUCUUGAUGUUACACCAGUGGUUAGACCCAUUCGUGACUCACGUGUCAUCGUUCAAACUGUGAGUGAGGUUGAUAUACUGGAUGAUGGAUAUCGUUGGCGUAAGUAUGGGCAGAAAGUGGUCCGAGGAAAUCCAAAUCCCAGGAGUUACUACAAGUGCACAAAUGCUGGAUGUCUAGUCAGGAAGCAUGUUGAAAGGGCAUCCCAUGAUCUCAAAGCAGUUAUAACUACAUAUGAGGGUAAACACAACCACGAUGUCCCGACUGCCAAGAACAGUAGCCAUGAAUUUGCAGGAACCAUGCCAUUUAGUGGUACUUCGAGAAUGAAGCCAGAAGAUAAAGGCUCGCUUAGCCUCAAUCUUGGGGUCGGAAUUAACCAGAAUCAAACUAUUGGGCAGAUGCACAACUGGAAUGCUGAAACUACACGAAGCCAAAUUCCACCUAGUGAUACCAGUAUGAUGAUAGUUCAACCAUCACAAAUCCCUCGCUAUGGUUUUGUAAAUGGAGGGUUGAAUCUGUACAGAAAUAGAGAAAAUCGCGUUGAAGGGCUCGACUUUCAGAGUCAGCCUGUACUAGCUUCUAGCCAAUGUCCACAAAACCUUGGAAGAAUUCUUAUGGGUCCUUAA